Messenger RNA from Conger conger (European conger), 3514 nucleotides. It is a transcript of the gene fkrp, whose product is annotated as fukutin related protein. Gene Ontology annotation, biological process: protein O-linked glycosylation via mannose. Gene Ontology annotation, cellular component: Golgi apparatus. The coding region runs from base 766 to 2367 and encodes 533 amino acids. Lineage: Eukaryota; Metazoa; Chordata; Actinopteri; Anguilliformes; Congridae. The record is from RefSeq and is a predicted model, not a curated record. The transcript has 2 exons.
UUCCGAAGCGGCCAGGCUGGGAUAAAAAAUUGCGGACUGCGCCUUUGGACAAAAAUAGAAAGAAACCGAGAGGAUAUUUGAGAGGAAAGAGUGUUUUUUUUCCCUGACUGCUGCGUCAACAUCCAGCCUCCGUGACUGUAUCGCCUUAUGCAGAUGGGGUCCUGAGCUGUCCAGUCACCCUGCCGGGUGCCCACUUCGUUGCCCAAUGGACAAGGUGCACAAAACCUUGGCACCCACACUGGCAGCACAUCCUCCGGGCCAGGAGUAGACGCUGGAAGUGGCGGAAGCCCUGACACGGCACUCCGUUUACCAUGCGGUGUUCAGGGAACGGCAGAGGGUUUCGGAGCAUUGCAGGGAGGGUCGGAGAGAGGUGCGGAGCUGCUCUUUCUCACUGAUAGCGCCACCCGAGGUUUGCACGUGCUGCUGGAAACCUCAACCAAGACUUUCUGGCCUGAUGUCUGUCUUACACUCUCCUCAGUACACAAACUACUGCUGAAAAGUGCCCCGCAAAAGCUGGGAUAAGCAAAGACCCAAACUUGAGAUACCCUCAAGCCAACAGAAGCCCUGUGUUUAGCAGAGUCGACAGUAGCCCUGUGUUUGGCAGUAGCCCUGUGUUUGUAGGGCCGACAGUUGCCCUGUGUUUAGCAGAGUCGUCAGUAGCCCAGUGUUUGGCAGUAGCCCUGUGUUUGUAGGGCCGACAGUAGCCCUGUGUUUAGCAGAGUCGACAGUAGCCCAGUGUUUGGCAGUAGCACUGUGUUCAGCACGAUGCGGGUGAGUUUCUGCCAGGGCCUCCUGACUGGGGCCAUCGCUCUAAACCUGCUGAUCCUGUACUAUGUCUCCCGCGCCCAGCAGCAGAUGAUGGAGAAGCGGCGGGAGCCGGGAAAAGGCUCCCUGAAGAAGGCGGCUCUCCCCGUGUCGGGGCUAGGGGGCGCCGUGGGGCUGGGGGGCGGGGCUGCGGGAGGGCCCGGGGGCGGGGCCGGCACGGGCGGUGGGCGCAGCCCGCGGGUGACGGUGCUGGUGCGGGACUUCGAGGACUUUGAGAACUACGUGGGCGAGGUGGCGCGCUCCUUCCUGCGCCAGCGAGCCGACCUGCCCUUCCUGGCGGUGGCCGACGCCCCGCCCUACCCUCCGCUGGCGCUGCCCGACGGGGCGCGGCUCCUGGUGCUGGCGCCCAGCCCCGAGCAGCCCCCGCAGGCGCACCGGCCCGAGUUCCAGGUGCAGACGGAGUUCGUGCUGCUGGUGCCGGACGGCGUGGAGCUGGAGCAGGCGCGGCAGCUGGAGAGGCUGAUCCGGGAGCUGGAGGGCGAGGGCGGGGGGCCCGUGCGGCUGGUGGCCGCCCCGGUGCUGGCCCGCUCGGCCGUGCAGUGCCUGCACCUGCGCGUCAGCCUGCGCGAGUGGACCGCCACCUACGCCCCGGCCGCCUCGGGGAGCAGCGGAAGCGUCUGCAGCGCCCUGCGGGGGGACGCCGUGCUGCUGGUCCGCUCCGAGGACCUCUUCAACCUCUCGGCCCCGCUGGCCCGGCCCCUGCUGGCCUCCCUCUUCAUCCAGACCUCGCUGCGCGGCUGGAAGGUCAAGCUCCUGGAGGGCCCGGCCUUCCCCGCCAGCCGCCGGCCCCUGUUCAGCUCGGCCCACAACCAGUGGAAGGCCGACUCGCGUCUCCGCGACAACACCGCGCGGCUCAUGCGCGACUUCGGCGUCAAGCGCCUCCUGCACCCGGACGGGAAGGAGCAGUGGUUCGGCUGCGGCAAGGAGACGCCCCGCUGCUUCGGCACGGUGCGGGACGACACCCCCGAGUACCUGUACCUGGACCGCUGGACCCCGCCCUGUUGCCUGCGCGCGCUCCGCGAGACCGCCAAGUACGUCAUCAACAUCCUGGAGAGCUCGGGCGUGCGCUACUGGCUGGAGGGGGGCACCCUGCUUGGCGCGGCCCGCCACCAGGACAUCAUCCCCUGGGACUACGACGUGGACCUGGGCAUCUACCUGGAGGACGUGCCCAACUGCGACUACCUGAAGAACCUGGACGCCGGCUCGCUGGUGGACGCCAACGGCUACGUGUGGGAGCGGGCGGUGGAGGGCGACUUCUACCGCGUGCAGUACAGCGAGGCCAACCACCUGCACGUGGACCUGUGGCCCUUCUACCCCCGCAACGGCGUCAUGACCAAGGACACCUGGACCGAGCACAAGCAGGACGUGGAGUUCCCCGAGCACUUCCUGCAGCCCCUGGUGCCCAUGCCCUUCGCCGGCGUCACCGCCUACGCCCCCAACAACCACCGCGCCUUCCUGGAGCUCAAGUUCGGCGAGGGCGUCGUGGAGAACCCGCAGUACCCCAACCCUGCCAGAAAGAGGCUGGAUAGGAGCCGGCUGUGAGCUGUGAGCCUAGCUCCAGGUCAAUAUCAGCCUGUGUGGGACAGCCUCAUAAUGCCCUGACUGAUAUGAAAAAAAAAAUGAAAAAAAAAAAAACAUGUUAUUUAUUGGAUUUAAGUGUCUCCUGUCCACAGACUUAUAUCUGAAGUCAGUCUGGUCUCAUGAAAAUGUGUAAACUGUGCUUCCCGAAAAGCCACAGAAUGGUCAGCACAGAGCAGGGUGGACUCGUGACAGAUAUGACGCAGUGCCUAUUUCCAUCUGUCACUGCUACCUAGAGCCCACGUAUCUUCUUGUGUGAAGUACACUUCCACUACGAUUAACUGCAGCAAUGCUGGGUUUCUAACUGUAUGGAAACCCCAAAACAGGCACACUCAUUUCAGUUCAGGUGGAAUCUUUUAAGGAAUGGGAUUGUCCUAAUGAGACCUAAAAUAGAAAUUUCAGAACAAAUUGGAGGUAGGGACUUGAAUUGGCCUGAAUUCCAGCAACAUUUAUUCUUGACUUUGACACACAUCUUUUUAUUCACACACACAUACACACGCACACACUCACUCAAAGUUUGGCAAGUUAAAUUUACCAAAAUGUUUUUUUUUUUUUUUAAAUGGACAAUCACCUUAAUUUAUAGUUGAGGGACUUCAGAAGUUAAAGACAAAUCCAGACCUAUGCUUGACUUUCUGCCUGUCUUGACUAUUUGUCUUCCUGUGCUAUAUGUGGGUUUUCUGUACACUUGAACAAAAUCAAAAUGUCUGAACACUAAUAGACAGGUCUAGUUAGCUCACUUUGUUAAUGUGAAACUUGAAACUUGUGUUACUACUGAGAGACAGUGCAGACUGUGUGUGUGUGUGCGCGUGUGUGUGUGUGUGUAUGCUGCACAGUUUCACUUUAUAUUUUUUUAUGUUGCACAAUACAGUAUGUCAUCAAGUGUAAAUUUUACAGUGAAUCAGAAGCACGACUGAAAUGUAUUUGUGGACAUUGCUUUCAUCUUUUCAAAGAGGAAAGAGUGAGGAAAGGAAUGAAGAAACCUUCUAUCUUUCCUUCAUUUUGUGGUAGCAUGUCUGAUGACUUGUGUUUUAUCAUUGUGUAAAAAGAAGAUAUGAUAUAAAACAUUUUUUAAGAAGGCUAUGAUCAAAAUAAAACAUUGGAAGUGCCGCUA